CUGCUUUCAGAAUGUUAUAGUCUCGGGUCUAAUAAUAUAACACUUAAAUACAGGGGAACCUUUACGAUCGGGAAUACAUAUGGAAUCGACGGCAAGUUCGUGGUUGUUGACCGACCAGAGAAGGUAGGAUUAAACUUGAUGAUAAGUUUAAGGAAGAUCCUAAAUUGUACUCCUUGUGGGAUGAUUGCAGCUCUGGGGAAAGACGGGUUGGCACAUAUUGCUGCACCAAAUCCUAAAUUUCCAUGCCAUGAGGAAUCUUACAACCCUUCUCCAGAAUACAUCCCAACAGCAGAAGAAAUAAACUCUUACAAGUUCAUGUUUGAGGAAGACCGACCU
Molecule: messenger RNA, 336 nt
Organism: Striga asiatica
Lineage: Eukaryota; Viridiplantae; Streptophyta; Magnoliopsida; Lamiales; Orobanchaceae
Source: the annotation of a GenBank genome assembly